Messenger RNA from Chenopodium quinoa (quinoa), 3388 nucleotides. RefSeq names its product MDIS1-interacting receptor like kinase 2-like. The transcript is spliced from 4 exons. The record is from RefSeq and is a predicted model, not a curated record. Gene Ontology annotation, molecular function: protein kinase activity; ATP binding; protein binding. NCBI's taxonomy places the organism in Eukaryota, Viridiplantae, Streptophyta, Magnoliopsida, Caryophyllales, Amaranthaceae. Bases 210 to 2897 code for a protein of 895 amino acids. Gene Ontology annotation, biological process: protein phosphorylation.
UUUGUGAGAUAUAAAGAACAAGUUGAGGUUUUGUAAAAAAUAAAAAUAAAAAUCGAAGGUAGUACAAUUCUUGUACUAGUAUAUUAACCAUAUAAGGAGUUACAAAAAUCCAAGUUCUUAAAAACCAAGCUCCCAAUCUUUUGGAAUUCAAGCCUCUUUGUUACUUCACCAUAAAGGAUAGUAAGCUGUACUUCCUGUGAAGUCGAAUCAUGGCAAAACAUCAGCUUUUCUUUCUUUGCUUCUUUUUUCUUACACAAUAUUUAACUCUAACAUCAGCAAAAACAACAGCAGAAGUUGCACUAGUCCGUUGGAAAAACUCCUUGUCUGAUCCUUCUUCACUCAAAUCAUGGAGACUUUCCGAUGCCCAAAGUCUUUGCAGCAACUGGACUGGCAUUGUCUGUGACAACCUUAACUCUGUCACCAACAUCGACCUGAAUAAUCAAGGCCUCAGCGGCACACUCAGCACCCUUGACUUCAGUGCAUUUCCUAGUCUUACAAGCUUAUCCCUGAAUAUCAACCAGCUGCAGGGUCAAAUCCCACCAAGCAUUGGUAAUCUUUCUCAACUUACUCACUUAGACCUCAACAGUAACUUGUUUGUAGGUGUUAUACCUGCUGAAAUCGGUCAGUUAUUACAGCUCGAGUAUCUUAACCUGUAUAAUAAUGAUAUAGCUGAUGCAGUUCCUGUUGAACUUAGUAAAUUGUUGAGGUUAAGUUACUUAGAUAUUGGAUCAAAUAAACUUAGCAGUCCUGAUUGGUCAAAGUUUGCUACGAUGCAUUUGUUGACCCACUUGAAUUUUGGAUACAAUAAUUUUAAUGGAGAGUUUCCAAGUUUCUUAUCUAGCUGCAGGAACAUGACUUACCUCGAUCUCUCAAAUAAUAAAUUUAGUGGGGUGAUCCCAGAAUCCUUUUAUACCAGCCUUCCUAAGCUUCAGUUUCUUGAUCUUAGUUAUAAUUCGUUUUGGGGGCAUAUCUCACCUAAUAUAUCCAAGCUUUCUAGCCUAACUGAACUUCAUCUGAGCUCAAAUCAUAUUAAUGGUUCCAUCCCUGAGAGCAUUGGCUCAAUUUCUAGCCUCAAAGUUGUCGAGUUGUUCACUAAUGCACUCACUGGGAGGAUUGCUUCUUCGAUAGGCCAGCUUAAGAACCUCAAUGGUCUUGAUCUUCGUUGGAAUGGAUUGAAUUCUAUAAAUAUAUCAAAGCUUGACGUGUCUCAAAAUCACCUGUCUGGGGAGCUCUCCCCAUAUUUCUUCACUAAUUGGACUAAAUUGACUAGCUUGUUACUUCAAGACAAUAAGUUCAGUGGGAUUAUACCCCUAGAGAUUGGGAAUAUGAAAGCUUUGGAAAAUCUUGACCUCUCAACAAAUCAACUGUCAGGUCCAAUCCCUCCAACUAUUGGGAAACUUGGCAAUCUUUCUGUCCUUAAUCUUUUCUCCAACAGACUCAACAGAACAAUACCGUCAGAGAUUGGAGGUCUCACCUUCUUGACUGACCUUGUUCUGUAUUCCAACCAGCUCCAUGGGGAGUUGCCAGAUUCCUUGAUCUUGAGGGGGAAAAUCCCUGAUGAACUAGGGGACUUAAGCUCCUUGAAAACACUUAACCUGAGCAGUAAUUACUUAGUUGGGGAUAUUCCCCAAAGCAUAGGCAAUCUGCAAGAUCUCGAGUAUCUUGACCUAUCAGCAAACAAUCUGUCAGGAGGAAUUCCUGAAUUGCUUGGAAAUUGUUAUGAUUUAAUAAGCUUGAACUUGAGUCACAAUGCCUUAUCAGGCAAGAUACCAUCACAACUCAGACACUUGGAAGAGCUUCGGUUAUUGUUGGACCUUAGUAGCAACUCCUUCUCAGGUCCGAUUCCACAGCUUGACAAGCUUGUAUCCUUGCUAGUCUUGAAUCUUUCCCAUAAUCAUCUCACAGGGAGGAUCCCACAUUCACUAUCUAAGAUGAUUGGCCUACAGUUCCUCGAUAUUUCCUACAAUAGCCUUUCGGGUUCAGUUCCUAGCGACAAAAUUUUCCAACGUGGGUUGUUCAUAGGAAAUCCUGAUCUCUGUGGAAUUGCGUUAGGAUUAACCUCCUGUGACCACAGGUCCCACAAAAAGCACAAGGAUGUGCUAAUUGCAGUCAUUGUACCAGUUGUUUCCCUUUUGCUUAUUGGAGCAUGUGUAGUGACACUGUUGUUAUGUUGCCCAAUGAAAAAGCAAAAUAGUGCUUAUACAGGAAGCAAAUAUAUGGGUAAUUUGGAGUCUCUUAUAUGCAGGAUGGAAGGAAGAUUCAGAUUUGAAGAUAUCAUACAGGCUACCAAUGAUUUUAACGACACCUAUUGUAUUGGGAGAGGUAGGUUUGGAAGUGUAUAUCGAGCAUCUUUGUCAUCAGGUCAUACUUUUGCUGUUAAGAAGCUCAAUAUAUCAGAAUCUAGCAACUUUCUCUUGAAAAAUAGACAUAGUUUUGAGCAAGAGAUAAAAGCAUUGACAGAGAUUAGGCACCGGAAUGUAGUCAAAUUAUGUGGUUAUUGCUCCACAAAGGGUUCAAUGUACUUGGUCUAUGAUUACGCUGAAAAGGGAAGCUUGGGGAAAGUGCUGUACAGUGAAAUGAGCUCAGUGGAACUAGAGUGGGAAACAAGAGUUGCUAUUGUAAGAGGGUUAGCUCAUGCAGUUGCUUACUUGCACCAUGAUCGUACUCCACCCAUUGUUCAUCGUGACAUAUCCAUAAAUAAUGUCUUGCUUGAUUAUGAUUUUGAGCCUUGGCUAUCAGAUUUUGGCACUGCAAAACUUCUUAGCUUGGAUGCAUCCAACUGGACUUCAAUAGCUGGUACAUAUAUGGCCCCAGAACUUGCUUUGACAAUAAAAGUGACAGAGAAGUGUGAUGUAUAUAGCUAUGGAGUAGUGGCUUUAGAAGUUAUGAUGGGGUAGCAUCCGCGAGAACUUCUAACUUCAUUAUCGUUUUCAGCUACAAAACACCAAGUUUUGUUGAAAGACAUUUUAGACCAACGUAUGUCACCACCAACAGGUCGAGCAGCAAAGGAAGUGGUGACAGCAGUCAGAUUAGCUUUGUUAUGUGUUAGUAUUGAACCAGCUUCAAGGCCUACAAUGUGCUAUGUGGCUCAACAAUUGCCAGCUCGAACAAACAAUCAGAUAUCAGAGCCUUUUGGAGCCAUUACACUUAAUUGUCUGUUAAAUCAUCAAAGAUGAAUGAAGAAUCAAAAGAAGACAGUUCGACUUUGGUAACUGGUUUCGUGUUACUCGUAGUCUUUACACUGGCAACUUCCUUUAUAAUACAAGCUGCCUUGUUGCACUUUCUUCAAUCAAUCAUCCCGUUAGACGUGUUUGUUUUUCCACUUACAUAGAUUGGUUGCAAUUGUAUAACCCGUCAACCCAAGAAUACAUACUUCUUUAGUUUGAAA